AUGCGUCCCCCGGCGCAUCGAAUAAAGCUUCCCCAGGGCUCCCGGAGGCCUCCGACAACCCGCACCUCCGAUCGUCCAUGUGCACGCCAGUUUUCGUACAAGCACCCUCGCCAAUUCCUCGUUGCGCACCAAGGCUCGCCGCGGCCACAGCUGCCGUUUCUAUACCCCUCGGGCCAGCACCUCUCCAACGGCCAACUACAACGUCUAUUCUCCAUUAGCGCGAACCACAAGAAGUUCAUAAAAGAGACGGCGAAACUGAGUGUGCGCUAUAGCAUUCUCAUCUUUCUCCUCUCAUCAUGCGUCAGUAUCGCAAGUCUAGGCAUAUUGAGCGAGCAACAAGAGCGGGCCUUUCCGUCGCCUCAUGAGUGGAGCCUGAUCACGAGGUUUAGGUUCAGGAGAGGAAAGUGGUGGCAGGUGCCUGAAAACAACGAGGAAGAGGGUUUCCCCAACUGGGCGCGGGUUUACUCAGAGCUGGAAUAUGCGCUGAAUCGAUUGGAGAACCCGGAUAAGGAUGGGGCAGGUCUACUUGAUCAAGAAGAAGGGGGAAUACUGGUGCCCGGCGUAGGCAAGGCAGGCUUCGAUUUGACCGCAAAAAGCGAAGAGUGGCGACAAGGAUAUUACGAAGUGCUUAUGGGCAUGGGCAAUGCUGCAGAAAGACUAGACGGAUGGGUGACGGAUAAGUGGAGGAGAAAUGUAUGGGCCCCGGAGUUCAUUCAGUCACCCUCAAAUCUACGACCAAAGGCUGUUCUCCCUGGCAUGCCCGAGCCACCAGAUGAGGAGCAUCGCACACCCGCGGCGGAAGCGCCAGAGACAUUUUACCUCAAGAUCAUCACCUCGAAGGGUUUCACCACAUACCAACGGCUAUCGGCUGCUUUGAGCUACGCGGACUGGCUCAGCUUCAGAAAGCUUCCAGAUUCGGCGGAGGAGAUGUACAGGUGGGCACUCGACAUUGCCAUUGCAGGUUUGCCGACACCUGAGCCUUCGGCAGUCAUCGAUCGUGAUAGUGGCAUCUUGUCAUCUACAGCACCGAAAGAAGCCAUAACAUCAAACAUUGUCUAUGCUGCGACAAACCUGGCUACUUUCUUAGCAGAGCAACGAAGAGUCGCAUCCGCGCUCCCAAUUUUCAUUUCUUUGCUUCGUGCUCGCAUCGAAGCUGAAGAAGAUCGUACCCCUGCGAUACAACCCAAGAAGGACACCACUCUCGUCGGAACUUUGUUCAGCUUGCUGCGUGAACCCGACUACCCAGACGUACCACCUUCCGGCGACGAACCACUGGUCCGGAAGGAAAGCGAUCGCUGCGAAGAAGCUGCCUUGAAGAACUACAUCGGCGAGAUCCUUUUCGCGACAGCUGGCAGCUCGUCUAGCCAACGUCAACAAGGUCUUUCUUGGGUGCGUGAUGCUGUCUCCACUUCUAAGCUCGCGCAAUCACUCGAACCUGUACGCGCCAACGACGACAUCCGCAAGAAGUGCGAAAAGUGCGAAGAAGUUGGACUCGAGUCAUGGGGGAAGAUCAUGACAUACCUAGCUGCUGAGGCACGCGAGAAACGCGAUCACGCGAAGAGCGGGGGUCUGCAGGGAUUAGUGUGGAAGGUUAAAGGCACGAAGGACCUGGAUGAGAAAGUAGAGGACCUGGAGGGAGAAGAAGAGGGGGUAAUUCUUCGGCUGAACAAGCUCAGAAGUAGAAUGCUCAAGGAAGAAUACGCUGAGAUGGAUCGCAAGUACGCGCGAACCUUUGUAUUCUAG
Alternaria atra is the source of this 1743-nucleotide messenger RNA. RefSeq lists its product as uncharacterized. NCBI's taxonomy places the organism in Eukaryota, Fungi, Ascomycota, Dothideomycetes, Pleosporales, Pleosporaceae. The record is from RefSeq and is a predicted model, not a curated record. The transcript has a single exon. The coding region runs from base 1 to 1743 and encodes 580 amino acids.